Messenger RNA from Chaetomium fimeti, 2746 nucleotides. RefSeq lists its product as uncharacterized. Gene Ontology annotation, biological process: negative regulation of G2/M transition of mitotic cell cycle. The transcript is spliced from 3 exons. NCBI's taxonomy places the organism in Eukaryota, Fungi, Ascomycota, Sordariomycetes, Sordariales, Chaetomiaceae. Gene Ontology annotation, cellular component: cell division site. The record is from RefSeq and is a predicted model, not a curated record. Gene Ontology annotation, molecular function: protein binding. The coding region runs from base 260 to 2431 and encodes 723 amino acids.
UUAAUUCGCAUGGUCGGGGUUGUUCACCACCGCAUCUCUGUCGCUCGUUGUGGUCUGAGUUGACCUCACACUUCUAUGCGCAACCACCGAUUUAGCUCCAGCUCCCGUCGACGCUGCUGACACAGCUGCCCCUGACGUCUUCCCGUCGGCGUUAGGGUGCCCUUUACUGCGCCACCCUCAUAAACACACCGAUUCCCGAAGCCCGAUUUGCGGCGGCUCGCGAGCACUGUAUUGUGAUCCGAUACCGAACCUCACCAUCAUGUCGCAGCCACGACCGGAUUUCAUCGACCUCAGGUCCAAGUCGCAAGCCUCGGUUUCGCGACCCUUGCGAUCUCCCCGCCUCCAUGUUGCUGGCGAAGCACCCCCCGAAUUGUCUCCCCUCGAUGCGUUUGCGCAGCAGAGCCGGCUGCUAGCCAAGCAGUUAGAGGAUAGCGCGAAGCUGGGUCGGCGUAUGAGCCGACUACCCCCGCUGACUGUCGAGAGCCCUUUGAUCGUUCAGGCCAGAUCAGAUUACUUCCGCUCUCUAUCGCAUGAUUCCGCAUCCGACGACGAACACCCACCGCUCCAAAACGUCGGGCUUGGGUUGAAAACAGAGAUAGACGAAGACCACGCCGAUCGACCUCGGUCGAUGCACCCGCGCUUAAGCCACGUCCCACCCACUCCUGACCAGUCCAUCCCGGUACCAGCCGUACCAAAGACCAAUGUGGACCCCGCAAAGGGAAGGCAGCCGAGCGAUGUAGCUACGGAGGGGGGUCUUUUCGGGAUAGGGGCGCGCAGAGAACGGUCACCAUCGCCCAUGGGGGCCGGGCCUUCUUCCAGGAGGCAGGCGGACGGAAAAGCGGCGACUCAGGACGGUUUGCCUCACCAAUCGCCGGUAGCCAGCGCUUCUAUCACCAGCUCGCCUGAGCGACUCAGCAGGAACCCGUUUGAAGCUGCGGGCCUUGUACCUCCUAGGCCGAUGUUCACGAAGAGAUCCUCCAGCCUCAUGUCGUCCCCCCUCGAGUCAACCGACGAAGAAGGAAUUAGCAAUCUGAGCACAUCGGUUCAGUCUCUGGGCUCGCGCAAGUUCUCAACCAGCAGCAGCGUUCUUUCUCCCGCUUACCCCCCGUAUCAACGUUCACCCUCGGUUGCAUCAGACGCUUCUGGGCUUCCUCGACCACAGUUCAACUUUUCUAGGCCCCUAAGCAGAGCAGGGACGCCGAGCUUCGAUCCACCAGCGCGUCAAGCGUCAUCCGAUAGCCAGGGUUCAUUCUUCCCUCCCGACGACGCCGCCACUCCCAACAGUUUGACUAGCGAAACGUCGCGCGAAACUGCUGUCGACGACGACACCGCGGGCGCGCCGUCCUACAUCUACUCCAAAUUUGCAUUACCGCGGGGGAAGGCGCUGCAGAGAGCCUCUGUUAUCCUUCUUAAUGACCCACCUACGCGGCCCUCGUUGGACCAACCUGUAUCACCCACGAGCAACCCGCCAAGCUUUCCCGGAAUCGGGCAGCCCCCGCCAUCUCCUCCCACUCGGCCGUCCAGCUCCUCGGGGAACCGCCAGUUCGAUGCCUCCCGGCCGUCGCAAGAGCGGAGUAAGCUGAGCACCGACAUGAUGCGGCCAGCUCAACAACCCUCUCCGAAUCCCAGUAGACCGUCGACAGAGAGCGCUCCCGGGUCGGAAGAGGAACAACGAGGACGGAGUCUGGUUUCCCACCUGAAUGACGCCGCCGCCGGAAAGUCCCUGGCGUCUACGGGAACUAGCGACUCGGCUAGCACCAUCAAGGGCGGCAAGUCGGUGCAUUCCGUUGCUCCCACCAUGUCAGACAUGACGGCAGAGGAACAUGUGAGCAAGUCGAUCGCUCUUCAUGAGAGCGGCGCUGUGCAAGAGUCAACCUGGCAUUUGCGACACGCUGCAAAGCAAGGCCACCCAACUGGCAUGCUACUGUAUGCCCUUGCUUGCCGUCACGGCUGGGGGAUGCGCCCGAACCCGCGGGAAGGUGUUCAAUGGCUUCGCAAAGCCGCAGACUCUGUCAGUCUAGAGAUCAACGACGAAGAAGGCCAAGCCAAGAACGGCAAGGCGGUUGAUUUUGCGGAACGCAAGACGCGCAACGCACAGUUCGCGCUCAGCAUUUACGAGCUGGGCGUGAGCCACAUGAACGGGUGGGGCAUCGAGCAAGACAAGACUCUUGCACUCCGUUGUUUCGAGAUCGCUGCGUCUUGGGGCGACGUCGAUGCGCUCGCGGAAGCAGGCUUCUGCUACGCUCAGGGUAUCGGCUGCAAGAAGGACCUUAAGAAGAGCGCCAAGUUCUACCGUGAGGCCGAGUCGAAGGGGAUGAGCAUGGUCGGCAACAGCUGGAUCCACAAGUCGAAAUAUGACGACGACAAAGACAAGCAGUCUCGGUCCAAGUCGAGGUCGAGAAAAAGCUUAUUCAGCCGCAAGAAGGAUUAACAAACGGGGAACGACACCGCCCCUCGCGCUAUCAUGCGCCUACAACACAACAACGUCUGGACGAUUAUGACACAUAUGCAUCGGCAUGAUAUUACAUACCCCUUUUGUUUCUAUGGAGUUGCUGGGAGUCGGUUUCCCAGAAAGGGGCAUUUGUAAUGCCCGGAGGCGAUGAUUAACACUGGACUAUUGAACGGUUUUCUUUUCUUGAUACACAUUUUGAGCGCUGCGCGAGACACUUCAUGCCGUGGUCUCUACGCAUGAAAAGUAGGCGGAACGGUUGCGGUGUUUUACUUUUUCGUUCAUUUCUUUGUCCGU